Molecule: messenger RNA, 3375 nt
Organism: Klebsormidium nitens
Lineage: Eukaryota; Viridiplantae; Streptophyta; Klebsormidiophyceae; Klebsormidiales; Klebsormidiaceae
Source: the annotation of a GenBank genome assembly
AUGAUGGUAGCUUUGGCAGAGCGCCUCAGAAAGGCGUCCCACUGGCUAACUUCACAGGAGAGAACUGGCAAGCCUCCUGAAGCGGGCUUGAGUGCGCUUACGGCAAGGAAGUCAAGCAUAAACUAUCCACCGGACUUGGAAGCACAGGAAGUACCGAACUUGGAAGCACAAGAACAUGACGUGGCAUCACAGGGCCAGGAGAAGAGAAAGUUCCGCAAGAACUAUGACAUUCUCAUCCUUCGACUGUUGAUCAUGUUCACGCUGGCCUGCCUCCUUUCAGGCAGCACAGCCCUAACAUUUUUCCUGAGCAGCGCAACGUGUGGCAAUUCUCUCACUCAACUUGUCCAGUCGUAUCAGAACGACCUCAUAGAACGAACGUCUGAUGACGUUUUGAAUCUUUUCGGGAGUGGCGACCUCUGCGCACGAGUCUUGGUCGGAUCCAUGCAGAGGAUUCAUGCUGCUCGAAUAAGCUGGACGAACGACACGCUGGACGAUCUGACGUCCUCGCUAGGCUUCUUCCAAACGGACGGCACUUACACUACUAUCAGUUUAGCAGACAAUUCUACGGCAGUUGGCAAUACCCCCUCUAGUCGAAUCCAGAUGAACUUCAACAACGAGACGACGCCAGCAGGUCGACUUCCUCGACGUUAUUAUACGUAUUUGGCAGAAAACACCGGCGAACCUCUUAGCCCGCCCCACGAGAUCGCCAGGCUCGAUCCCCGCACCCGGGAAUGGUACGUCCAGGCACUGAGCAACGCAGACGGGCUGGCCGCUCAAGUGCUGGUCGGCGCAAGCGGACGGUCCCAGUUGGCCCUCGGGCGGCGCGUCAAGCACCCCACAAACGGCGAAGUCCUCGGCGUGAUCGGGCUUUCAUUCUACCUGACGACGAUCAGCCGAUACAUGAGCGAGUUCGACCUCAAGGGGGGGCUCAUGUACGUCACGAAUGGGACCAUGCUAGUUGCUGACACGGUGGCAGACUACCCGGCCGCCACGAACGUCUCGACGGGGUCCCUUUUACCAGCCAGCGAGUCGGCCAGUCCAGUCGUCAGAGAUUCUUAUGCGUACUUGCAGAGCGUGGGGCAUGGCAACGUGUCCGACGCGAGCACUUUCCGCAAGGUGCGCUUGGGCGGACGUCCGUAUUUCCUGCAGUACAAGUAUCUGCAGUUCCGCAACAUCGUUCUCCGGCAAGUCAUGGUGCUGCCGCGUGAGUCCGUCAUGGGGUCCAUUGACAGCGGCGCGCGAUACACUAAAGCGAUCGUCGGUGGAGUCACGGCGGCGAUCUUUGCGCUAGGAUCCCUGCUAAUUGUGCUGUUCACGGAUCCGGUCAGCAAGGAGAUGCGGCUCAAGGCGCAGGUGAUUGAGAAUCUGGAGGGGAGGAGGCAGGCGGAGGCGCGAGAGGAAUUCAAGACGAAAUUUCUGGCGAGGACCAGCCACGACCUGCGGACCCCCUCUGCGGCCAUGCUGGGGCUGCUUGACAUGAUCCUAGAGUCCUCGCUGGAGACCGAGCAAGCCGAUAGAGUGAAGCAAGUCAAAGAGUGCGCGCUCACGCAGCUGAACCUGCUGAACGACAUCCUGGACUUCAGCAAGAUCGAAGCAGGGAAGAUGCAGCUCGAUAACGAGGUCUUCGACAUAGGCAACAUGCUGGAGUCUUUGACGGACAUUUUCAGCGUACAGUGCACAGCCAAGGGCCUUGAAGUCGGAUUGGACAUGGACAAUGCGGUCCCUAGGAUGGUGAGAGGCGACCCAACGCGGUGCAGGCAAAUCUUCACGAACCUGCUUAGCAACAGCAUCAAGUUUACCAAGGAAGGCUACGUUCUUCUGCGCUGCUACCCGCUGCCUGUCGAAGACUUCCAGGGGAGCCCCGACUUUCCCGAUGUGCUUGCCAACAACCUCAAUCAAAGCCCCACGGUCCGUCUCGCCUUUGAGAUUGAAGACACUGGAUGCGGCAUCCCCCCGGAAAAGCGCGACCUCGUUUUUCAAGAUUACUGCCAGGCCGACGUAUCCACCACGCGCAACCACGGCGGCACGGGCCUCGGCCUGGGGAUCGUCAAAACUCUGGUUGACAUGAUGGGGGGUCAGAUUGCCAUCGUCGACAAAACAGGGCCCGGGACGCUCUUCCGGUUCCACCUCGAAUUCAAGAGGGACGACCCCACCACGCCCGCCCCGGUCACGUCCUCCCUCGUCCGCCAAUCGCGCCCCUCGUUCUCACUCGGCGGGCCGCCGCCGGAGCCGCGCGCGUUCGCGCGCUUCCGCGUGGUGCUCGGGAGCGGCCGCGGCCUGUCGCGGUCGCUCGCCGCGGCCGCGCUGCGCCGGCAGGGCGCGGCCGUGGUCGAGGCGGCGUCCUGGGGCGAAGUCCUCGACGAGCUGCGUUCCUCAGCGGAGCGGUCGGGAGGACACCCCGGAACGCAUUUUGGUGGGGAGUCGCCGGAGUGGGCGGGGGGCGCGGGCCACCACGGACCGCCCCUAUACUGCGCGCUUCUCGCGCUGUCAUUACUGCCCAAGGAGCUGAGCGUCGAACAACUCGAGGCGGCCGCGAUGCAAGUGCGCGAGGCGUUGGGAGAAGCAGGACCGCAUGCCGUGGCGGUGGCGUGGGUCGUCCCGACCACCACGCCGGCCGUGCUGCGGGCCGCGCUCAAGCGCGCGGGCUUCCCAAUCAUCGUCAACAAACCGCUGUACGAGUCAAAGCUACACCGGCUGCUGCACACCCUGGCCGGGACGCACGACGAGGACCUCCCCUGCGGCUGCAAGGACUGCCCGGUCUGGGCAACCGAGGCGAAAGGCAAGGCCCCGUUCGCCCGGGCAAACGCCCGGUUGUCCGAGCCGCUGACCUACCGGUCGGGAGAUUGGGACGGGGGAGGUCUGGUGCGGACGCAGAGCGCGCCUAUGGACAUGCGAGCGGAGCUGGAGGAGAUCCGCGUGGUGAACGAUGACUGCAUUGUGGUCGUAGAGGCGGAGACGGGCGACCAGCCGCUCAGGGGGAUGGUCGUUCUGGUCGCCGAGGACAACCCGGUCCUGCAGCUGGUCGCGGCGAAAACGGUGAAGAAGCUUGGAGCGCAGGUUGUGACGGCGAACGACGGCGGCGAAGCGAUGGACGCGAUUGUGCGCCGGCGGGAAUCGACGAGCCAGAUGUUUGACUUCAUCCUGCUCGACUGCCAGAUGCCCGUAAUGAGCGGUCUCGAGGUGACCCGCCGCCUCCGCAAACUAGAGAGGGCCACCAGGGAGCACACCUUGGUGAUCAUGCUCACAGCCAGCGCCACACCCGCCGCGGACCGCAGGGCGUCCAAAGAAGCGGGGGUGGAUUUGUACCUUACGAAGCCCUUGGAUGCACGCUCGUUUGCCAAGAGCGUUACCGCGCUCCUUCAGGCCGAAAAAUAG